AUGGCCGCCGAUUGGAUUCUCGGCCAACAGUCCAGAAGCUUCCAGGCGCUGCUGGCCGCUGGGCCGCUUGCUGCUGGGCUGCGUGUGCUGCUGGGCCCUGUGUGCUGCUGGGCCCUGUGUGCUGCUGUGCCGCGUGUGCUGCAGUGCCGCCUGUGCUGCUGGGGCCUGUGUGCUGCUGGGCCGUCUGCGCUGCUGGGCCGUCUGUGCUGCUGGGCCGUGUGUGCUGCUGGGCCGUGUGUGCUACUGACGCCGGGCCACUUGCUGCUGGGCUAUGUGCGCUGCUGGGACGUGUUUUGGGUUGCACCUGUGCGCUCUCGUGGCGUGUAG
Phytophthora sojae is the source of this 327-nucleotide messenger RNA. RefSeq lists its product as hypothetical. The coding region runs from base 1 to 327 and encodes 108 amino acids. The transcript has 2 exons. The record is from RefSeq and is a predicted model, not a curated record. NCBI's taxonomy places the organism in Eukaryota, Oomycota, Peronosporomycetes, Peronosporales, Peronosporaceae.